Molecule: messenger RNA, 1482 nt
Organism: Microplitis mediator
Lineage: Eukaryota; Metazoa; Arthropoda; Insecta; Hymenoptera; Braconidae
Exons: 1
Coding region: 1-1482 (493 amino acids)
Source: RefSeq, a predicted model, not a curated record
AUGCUAGCUGAUGCUAGAUCCAUCGACCGGUCUCUUCUUGCCCCGUGGCAAAAAAUGGACGCUCUUCGGACGUUUAUUAUGCCGCGGGUUGAUUAUAUCUUGCGUGGAGAAAAGGUCGACAAGACACCUUUGAGCAUGGCUGACAAAGUGCUGAGAAAGUUGGUGAAGGGCUGGAUGCACCUUCCACAGCGCGCAAGUGCCGAAGUAGUGUACUUGCAACCUUGGAAGGGUGGAGGUGGUAUCCUCCCGCUUGCGGACCUAGUGGACAUUUCUGUCAUCGCUCAGGCUUUUAGGAUACUAUCCUGUAAAGACCUUGGAGUGGCGGAAAUCGCGAAGUCCUCACUUGAGCAAGCGGUCCAGAGACGUACAAUUCACCAACCUUCGCCACAAGAAAUUGCGCAGUAUCUUUCGGGUUCACUGGAAGGACCGUUCGCGCGGAACCAAGGUGACCCCAGUCUAUGGUCGAGGGUUCGGGUCGCUACAAGGCGUCAAACUAGUCGGUUUGUCCUAUCGUGGGAAUGGAGCGAGAUUAAUCAAGAGCUCGCACUCAAGUGCAAGGACGUUGAGGGGCGUUAUGCUUUAAUUGGUCCCGGCUCACGUUCGCAAGUAAUUUGGUGCCUAAGAAAGGCUGCCCAACAAUUUUAUUUUGAGACCCUUACGGUGAAGAAGGACCAGGGAAAGAUAUGGCAGGUCACUGCCCGCAAUCGUGAGAGUAAUCUCUGCUUGCGGGAUGGUAAAUAUAUCCGAUUCGCAGAGUGGCGUUUUAUCCAUCGCGCGCGCCUGGACGUUUUGCCUCUUAAUGGAGCAAUUCGUUGGGGGCAGCAAGAUAAGCGCUGCAGAGUGUGCGGGUAUAGCCUGGAAUCCCUUCUCCACGUCCUGAAUCACUGUAUGACGCACUCAGCGGCAUACCAAUUGAGACAUAACUCCAUCCUAACCAGGAUAUCACGGGCCUCGAGGGCAGCGGGAGAAAUGCGGGUCAACAAGCUCGUACAGGGAGCUGAUGGGGAUCUGGCACGUCUCAGACCUGACAUUGUUGUUAGCGAUGAACGGGCCAAGUCGGUACUCAUUGUUGAUGUCACUGUGUUCUUUGAGAACCAGUGCGUGGUUUUUGACGAUGCGCGUCAAUCCAAGAUUGAUAAGUAUCAUGAGCUCGCAACUGCAUUAAGGGCACAGGGAUAUCAGGUGCGUACUGACGCGAUCGUCGUCGGCUCUCUAGGUGGGUGGGACCCUAACAAUGAGCCGGUUCUGAGGGCGCUUAGUAUUUCAUCAUACUAUGCUCGUCUGAUAAGACGACUCAUUGUGUCGGAGACCAUCCGCUGGGCGAGAGACAUAUAUGUUGAGCAUGUGUCUGGACAAAGACAAUAUGUCGGUACCGUGGCGCCAAACGAAGAUGCUUCGUGCGUCCGCCCUGACGCGGACCUGACCUAUGGACCACUGUCGUCUUCUCUAACGCCUCCACCACUGCGAUCGCCGCCACCAUAA